GAGCGAUCUAGGUCCGAACGUCGGGUAUGAAGCCAUUGGCCUUGUUGACAGUAGUUUGCCAACAGUUGGAGUCUUUGCUAAAGCAACAGCGAAGGACACGCCGAAAAGCGCGACGGAGCAGUCAGGGACAGGCAUUCGAUCAGAGAGUGAAACAGAAGCAGAAGCCUCAGAAGUUCACAUUUCUCCAAGCUUUUCUCCAACGCCUCAAGUUCCAAAGCAAGGGGAAGAUUACGGCAAAGGUGUCAUUUUCUACCUCAGGGAUAAAGUUGUGGUAGGAAUCGUGUUAUGGAACAUCUUCAACAGGAUGCCUAUUGCUCGAAAGAUCAUCAAAGAUGGGGAGGAGCAUGAUGAUCUCAACGAAGUAGCAAAGCUUUUCAACAUCCACGAAGACUAA
This is a messenger RNA of Tauraco erythrolophus (red-crested turaco), 394 nucleotides long. Lineage: Eukaryota; Metazoa; Chordata; Aves; Musophagiformes; Musophagidae. The record is from RefSeq and is a predicted model, not a curated record.